AUGAUUGAUCUUGUGGCAUAUCGCCUUGUGCUUCCACCCAAACUAUCCAACGUCCACAAUGUGUUUCACGUUUCGAUGCUUCGUCAAUAUCUUCGGGAUCCAGAGCAUGUUGUCGAUUAUGAGAACAUGGAGGUUCAAGAAGACCUCUCUUAUGAAGAACAACCUGUACAGAUUCUCAAUCGUCGUAAUCAAGUCUUACGAAACAAGACUAUACCUCUUAUAAAAGUCUUAUGGAGAAAUCAUCGUAUCGAAGAAGGAACGUGGGAAACUGAAAGUCAAAUGCGAGCUAAAUACCCACACCUCUUCGAAAAGCAAGGUGACGAGAUUUAG
Messenger RNA from Camellia sinensis, 330 nucleotides. NCBI's taxonomy places the organism in Eukaryota, Viridiplantae, Streptophyta, Magnoliopsida, Ericales, Theaceae. The record is from RefSeq and is a predicted model, not a curated record.